This is a messenger RNA of Fimicolochytrium jonesii, 744 nucleotides long. RefSeq lists its product as uncharacterized. NCBI's taxonomy places the organism in Eukaryota, Fungi, Chytridiomycota, Chytridiomycetes, Spizellomycetales, Powellomycetaceae. The record is from RefSeq and is a predicted model, not a curated record. The coding region runs from base 1 to 744 and encodes 247 amino acids. The transcript is spliced from 4 exons.
AUGGCAAAUGGGUGGGAGUCGGAUUGGAACCUGGCAAAGGACUCGUACGGGAGUCAGAACCGGGCAGUGGUGCCGGAUCCAGCCGGUGCUAAAGGGAAGGUGUUGCAAAUCACAUACCCAGCUGGUAACAGGAAUCCAGCAGGCAGCAAAGUGGGAGGCACAGGUUUUUAUGCCCAGCCCAUCGAUGUCACAAAGGCAUCCACUAUCACUUUCUCAUACAAGAUCAUGUUUCCGGCGGGUUUCAACUUCGUAAAGGGCGGGAAGCUCCCUGGACUAUAUGGUGGCCACUAUGGUUGCAGCGGUGGGAACUCCGCCCUGGACUGCUUCUCUACGCGUUUCAUGUUCCGCACCAAUGGACUUGGGGAAAUCUAUCUCUACGUGGAUCGCAGUCUACAGGACCCUGGAUUCUGCAAAGUCAAGCCGGUCACUCUUUGCAACCCCGUGUAUGGCGCUUCCAUGGGGCGCGGCGCAUAUUCCUUCAAACCCGGCCAAUGGGUAGCCAUGAGCCAAACGAUAACGCUCAACACGUUCAACGGGAAGAAGCCCAACAAAGAUGGCCGUGUCCAGGUCUACUCGAACGGAAAGAAGGUGAUCGACUUUGCGAAGGUGGUCUUCACACCGGCGCCGAGCGUCGGGUUCCAGGGUAUCGAUUUCGAGACGUUCUUCGGGGGUAAUGACGACGCCUGGAUCACGCCGACUACGCAAAAGGUCUACUUCAAGGAGUUUGCACUGAGUGCAUACUAA